Parnassius mnemosyne (clouded apollo) is the source of this 2367-nucleotide messenger RNA. NCBI's taxonomy places the organism in Eukaryota, Metazoa, Arthropoda, Insecta, Lepidoptera, Papilionidae. The record is from the annotation of a GenBank genome assembly.
AUGGAUUCCCAGAGAACAACUGUAACACGCCUUAAUAGUUCAUUAACAUUAACAAAAAAACCUCUGUUUGAAGAUAAGCGAUCAUAUUAUGAUAUGCCACCCAGGGUAGGCAGAUAUUCGUCAUUAGCUCUAGGAAGUGAGUCUGGGGUAUCCAUAAUAAAUAGACCCAAAGGAUCGGUACAGAAAGAAAUUGUCACAUAUAUGUUUGCAUCUAUGUUAAACAAUAUCGUUGAAUCUUGGGAGAUUAUAGGUCAAGGAAAGACAGAAGAGAAUUAUCUAAACAAAGAAUUCGGAAAGAUAUCCGAAAGUUUUAUAUUUCCGUCCAAGAAGAAAAAACCUGUGGAAAAGAGCUCAAAGUUAAAGAGAUCGAAAUCCGAAUUAUUUAACGGAACACAGGAUGAGUUGAUGUCUGCGCAUUGGUGGUCUUCACCUGAUGAACGAGCAAUAAUCCGAUUUCGAAACGGAAAUACAUAUGAGGGAAAUAUCUCAAUGAAAUGCAUGAAUGGUGAAGGCUGCUUUAGAUGGGCUGACGGAACCGAGUAUUUGGGACACUUUAAAGACAACGAAAUAAAUGGAAGGGGGUUAAUUAAAUGGAAAGAUGAUACUUGGUAUGAGGGCGAUUUUGUUGGAAACCUGCGUCAAGGAAACGGCUUGUAUGUUGACUCUCGCAUGCAACGUUCCUACAUUGGACAGUGGUACAACGGGACGAAACAUGGACAAGGAGUUAUAUACUACUCUGAUUCAUUCAAAAACUCGUACGAUGGCCAAUGGCUUCAUAAUGUACGACAUGGAUUUGGAUCAAGAGAAUACUGUCCUCUUAGUGGAUAUGAAGGAGAGUGGGAUCUAUACGUUAGAGAAGGAAAAGGCUUAAUGAUAUGGCCGAAUCAUGAUUUUUACAGAGGAGAGUGGAAAAAUGGGGUUAUGUCCGGUUAUGGAACGUAUAUUUGGGAUGCUUACUAUAAUGAUUCCUUAUCACAACCAUCAAUGAUUCUAUAUCGUGGUCAGUGGAUGAAAGGACAGCGUCACGGAUGUGGCAUGUUGAAUUUGGGUAUUGGAGCGCAUUAUACCGGAGAGUUUAUCUGUAAUCAGAAAAAUGGUAAAGGGAUGUUAGUUUCCAAUAAUGGUUUUAUUCUACGAAGCAAACAAUUGUUUCAAGAUGAUAACCUUGACGCGUCUGUACCGGAAGAUAAUGACAACUUGAAACGUGAACACGUUCAAGAACCAUAUAAAUUUGACAUAAGUAGUAACUCCGUGGACCUUUAUUAUCAUAUUCAACAGGCUAUUAAAAAUAUAGAGAAACAACAAGGAAACCGUUUGUUGGUAGUUAAUAAAUUCAUAGAGAAUAAUAAAACUUACACAAAAAGUUUUGUACCAGAUGAUAAAGAGAUAUCAAUCGAUCAUAUUUCCAAUGAUCUGAUUUCUUUUGAGAUAAGUUCAUUACGAAAGUCAUUGCAAUAUUAUGAAAGUGAUUUAAAAAGAAUUUACUACAAAUAUUGUACAAUAUGCAACACGAAUAUAAUAACGUUUACUCCGGUAUUGAUUCGCCUUUACUUAUGGCAAAUAUAUUAUGAUUGCGGCAUUCAUGAAAAAGGAGUUACGUUAGUGGAAAUCGAUAAUAUAUUCUGCCAAAACCCAAAGUGGCUAGCUCAUUCUCCACACGAUCCAUUCGAGCCAAUAUUCUUUUGGCAAUUUCUUCACAGUUUUUUAUCUGUUGCUAGUAAAUUAUACGCUAAAAAAGAAUUACCGGGCGCAAAACCCGACACAAUAUUGGCAAACGCAUUCAGAACAUUUAUGGAAAAAGAUAUAUUGCCUGGAGUAAGGCAACAAAAAGGGCUACUUGUCAACGGUUACGGCGAAUUUAUUCCUUUAAAGAGUCUUUACAAUUUAUAUCUAAGUUUGGGAGAACCGCACACUUUAUUAACUUUCCUGCGUGCAGUACGUCUAUCACCUCACGACGAAGAAUAUCCUCAACCACCUCUCGAGGAAACAUCUGAAACAACAGAUUUUCCUCUUGGACGCAAUGUUAAUAUUUUCGGAGACGAAAUAAUGUAUGUUUUAAAUUCUUACGACAUAAAUGCAAAACGGAAAAGUAGCGUUGAGAAAUAUAAAAAACUAAAGUUAUUCAGUUUUGCGAAUCUUUCCAGCAAGUCCAUUAUCACAAUAUUUUCAUCAAUAUUCCCCCAAGUCAUCGGGGGCAACAAUAUUUUGGAUCUAGACAUUGAAAUUACAUUCCUCGAAUUUUUUGAAAUAUUUGUUGCAUGCGCUAUUAAAAGUGUUUGUGAAGACGAAAAUUCUCAAUUGCGGGAGGAGUUUUCAUUGCAAGAUUUUGGUAUGAAGGCACCUCCGCAAAGUCCAAACUUUUAUUAA